Molecule: messenger RNA, 3078 nt
Organism: Caenorhabditis briggsae
Lineage: Eukaryota; Metazoa; Nematoda; Chromadorea; Rhabditida; Rhabditidae
Gene: Cbr-lgc-51
Product: Protein CBR-LGC-51
Exons: 20
Coding region: 1-3078 (1025 amino acids)
Biological process (GO): monoatomic ion transmembrane transport; monoatomic anion transport
Cellular component (GO): membrane
Molecular function (GO): transmembrane signaling receptor activity; extracellular ligand-gated monoatomic ion channel activity
Source: RefSeq, a predicted model, not a curated record
AUGUGUCUUAUCCAUUUUCUAGCUGUGAUCGCAAUGACUUUCGCUCAGUUUUCUGAUAAGGUCCCCAAAUGCACAAAACCCAGAUUAACACCCGCAGCAAUUUUAGAUGUUAUCAUGGCGAACUAUUCGAGGUUUCUUCUAAAAUCUAUUCUCAUGUUCUUCGUUUCUCUAGAUCUCUUCCAGGUAAUCCAGUUGGUGUUCAAGUGGAAUGUUCUCAGUAACAGUUUCACUGCAGACAUCUGGUUUAGCUCGAUCUGGUAUGAUCCACGUCUCGCAUACUCACAUCUUGAUGAUUGCCGACAAAACUUAUCUUUUGAUGAUCGUUUCGAAAAGUUGAUUUGGUCACCAAAUGUUUGCAUUGUUAACACAAAAUCUGCCCAUGUUCACAAAUCUCCGAAACCCAAUGUGCUUUUGAUGCUUCUACCAAAUGGAACUAUUUGGCUCAAUUACAGAAUCCGUGUCCAGUCUCCGUGCUCUAUGAAUUUGGAGCGAUUCCCCAUAGACACCCAAUAUUGUCAUCUUGUUUUCGAAAGUUAUUCGUACAACACAGCAAGUGUCUCCGUCAAUUGGAUGGAUAAUCCAGUUACAGUACUCCCUGAAAUUUCUCUCGCCGAUUUCGAUUUGUCGAGAUAUCGUACAUCAAGGCAUACAGAGGUUUACAAAGCUGGAGAAUGGUAUCGAUUGACAGUGGAGUUGGAGUUCACAAGAAAGUAUGGAUUUUACAUUCUGCAGCUUUAUGUCCCUACCUACAUCAGUUUGUUCAUUUCUUGGAUUGCGUUUUGUAUAGACACAAAAGCUCUACCAGCACGCAUUGUAUUGGGUGUAAAUUCAUUAAUGUCCUUGACGUUUCAGUUUGGUAAUAUAAUUCGUUCUCUUCCACCUGUUUCAUAUGUAAAAGCAAUCGACAUUUGGAUGUGUACUUGUGUUGGAUUCAUCUUUGCAUCUCUUCUUGAACUUGCUUUUGUUGCGUAUCAAGACAAAAAGCUCAUUCUAAAAUCAGGAAAAUCAAAUGCAGCUAUUAGUACAUUGGUAUCCUAUCUGAAGCAUUUUGAGCCAUACCACGAAGUGGCUUCUCCACCACCACCACAUCCGAUUGAUGAAAAGAAAAUGAUGAGUCGAACACCGUCAACUGUAACAAAUCCAUCAAAAAGUGAACUCGAUGGAUUGGAUACAACAGAUUUGGAAGAAGAAAUUAACGAAUACAGAAAGCUGGCAUAUGCAAGAAAGAAAUUUAGAUUGUUGGACUUUGGAGCAAACGUUGAUAGGAUAUCGUUUAUUGUUUUUCCGCUGAAUUCAGAUCAGAAUCCAUACCUCCUACUAAUUUCCACUCUUUUUUUAUUGUCUUGUCUUCUAUUUCGUCGUAAUCCAAAACUCAAACACCUUGUCUUGUGUCAUUUCCAACUCCUCCUCCUCUCUCUCUUUUCUCCUACUUCAAAAAACCUCCGUCUCCUGUUAUCAUCCUUUUUGCAUAUUGUCUCAUUAUGGACGUUGAAGUCCAUCCGGUUUCAAACUGCUCUUCUAAUUUCAUCGGCCUGUUUAGUUUUUGGAUUGAUGAGAACUUGUUUUGGAAUGGCUAUGGUUGAUAUUGUCAGAAGUGGGAAUGAAACGUUUCAUAGUGAUCUACAUAUGGAUUGGAACGGAGAAGAACAGGCUCGAAUACACACUUCGUUUUAUAUCGGAGCAUUUAUUGCCGUUUUUCCGUCGGAAUUUCUUAAGCACUGCAAAAUUUUCAGACUUGGUCCAAAACAUCUCCUCUCAUUUGCUCUUAUUCUCAACAUCAUUGGAUCAAUCCUCACUCCAUUCGUGGCAAUUUAUUUCAAAACCUACAUUUUGAUAUUUGGAAUCAGAAUGAUUAUGGGGUUCGGAUACGGUUUCAUGAUACCUGCUGGAAGUGUUCUUAUAUCAAAAUGGUUUCCGAUUUCGGAAAAGAGCACGGCUAUGGCAAUUUUCACAACAGGCAAUCAGAUUGGAAUAGCAGUUUCCAUGUUUUUAACAGCAAAACUUUGUCAACUUCCAAUUUUCGAAGGAUGGCCAUUGGUUUUUAUAGUUUAUGGGUUGAUUGGAGUGAUUUUUCUGAUUGUCUGGCAUGUUCGAUUGGCCGAUAAACCAAGAGAAUCGAGAUAUAUAACAGCUACAGAGUUGACAUAUAUUAAAGGAGGAAAACAAAAAAGAAGUCGAGCUGAAACGAUAGUUAGACCUACUCCAUAUAUGAAAAUCAUUCUAAACGGAUGUGUCUGCGCAAUUUGUGUCUGCUCAUUCGCCCAAAGUUUUGUCCUGGUUGCCCUUGUGACCUAUCUUCCAAAAUAUAAUCAAAUUGCUCUGAAGAUGAAUCUGACAUAUAAUGGAAUCUGGUCUUCUCUACCAUUUUUCAUUCAAAUGAUCACUAAACUUUUAUUCGCCGUUAUCGCAGAUAAAGUGAAACAAGCUAAAGUAAAUGCGACAUUAGUUACAAAAGUGUCGAAUUCAAUUGCAAGUUUUGUGAGUGCUGCUUUCAUAGUUUUGGCUGCUUUAACCCCGUUUGGAAGUGCUGAACUGGUUCAAUUAAGCAUAAUAAUCUCAAUGGCAGCAUUCUCAGCAUAUGUUCCAGGAUACAACACUUCGAUUGUUACAGUUGCACCACAGUUCACCGCAUUCAUUUCUUCAUACGCUCAGCUGUACGCACAAAUUGCAUCAACACUGGCUCCAAUUCUUAUCGGAAGGAUUACAAGUCAUGAUACAAUUGAAGAAUGGAAGUUUGCAUUUUAUAGUUUGGCUGCCGUCCUAGCGGUGACGGGAAUAGUUUUUCAAAUAUUUGGACAUGGAAGAACAGAACCAUGGGGAGAAACGCCAUCGAAUGCAGCUUCAGCUCGCAUCUCGACUUCGUUGGCUGUUUGUGAAGAUGGACAGUGUAAAUUGACACUUUUGGAAAAACAUAAUCAUGAUUUCCGAACAGAAUCAAAAAUGUCGUCGGAUUCUGGAAUCGCGAAAAAGAAGGCUAGUUUAGUAUCAUACGCUGGUGAAGAAAUUCUUAUUCCGGGUCGGAUUGAAGAUCUCGAAAAUGAUGUCAUUUAUAGCAUUGAAGAAGAACGAGAAGAUUGA